Monopterus albus (swamp eel) is the source of this 1434-nucleotide messenger RNA. Its product is annotated as keratin, type I cytoskeletal 13-like. Gene Ontology annotation, molecular function: structural molecule activity. Gene Ontology annotation, cellular component: cytoskeleton. The coding region runs from base 31 to 1395 and encodes 454 amino acids. The record is from RefSeq and is a predicted model, not a curated record. NCBI's taxonomy places the organism in Eukaryota, Metazoa, Chordata, Actinopteri, Synbranchiformes, Synbranchidae. The transcript has 7 exons.
GGUGGAGCCUAUGUUGGCAGCAGCAGAUCUAUGCAUGGCGGUGCUGGAGGCUCUUCUGUGAGAAUCUCUACUGCUGGCUCCUCCAUGUAUGGUGGUGGUGGUGGUGGUGGUGGCGGCUAUGGUUUCAGCUUCGGUGGUGGAGCAGGUGGGGCAGGCGGUAUGGGGUUUGGUGGUGGCGCAGAUAUAGACAUUUCCACCAAUGAGAAGGCCACCAUGCAGAAUCUGAACGACCGCCUGGCUGCCUACCUGGAGAAGGUCCGCACGCUGGAGAACCUCAAUAGCAAGCUGGAGCUGCAGAUCCGAGAGUUCCUAGAAAGCAAGGCCUCUCCUUCUGCCAGAGACUACAGUGCCUACUACGCUACCAUCACUGAGCUGCAGGGGAAGAUUCAGCAGGCGACCACAGUCAAUGGCGGCAUCUACCUUCAAAUUGACAAUGCCAAGCUGGCUGCUGAUGACUUCAGGGUCAAGUAUGAGAGUGAGCUGUCCAUGCGUCAGUCGGUGGAGGCUGACAUUUCUGGGUUGAAGAGGCUCUUCGAUGAAUUGACGUUGUCCAGGAGUGACCUGGAGUUGCAAAUCGAGGGUCUGAAGGACGAGCUGCUCUUCCUCAAGAAGAAUCACGAGGAGGAGAUGAUGGGGAUGAGAGAUCAGAUGAGUGGUCAGGUGAACGUGGAGGUGGACGCUGCUCCUCAGGAGGACCUCACUAAGGUCAUGAAUGAUCUCAGAGAGCAGUACGAAGCUGCUGCUGCCAAAAACCGCAGCGAACUAGAGGCCUGGUUCCAUAAACAGACAGAAUCAAUAAACAAAGAAGUUGCUGCCACCACAGAAACCCUCUCUACGUCCAAAACAGAGAUCACAGAUCUCAAACGCACACUGCAGUCUCUUGAGAUUGAGCUACAGUCACAGCUCAGCAUGAAAGAGGGUUUGGAGGCCACCCUGGCUGACACUCAGAACCAGUAUGCCCAGAAGAUAGCGAAUUUCCAGAACAAGGUGUGCAUGCUGGAGGAGCAGCUGAUGCAUCUGAAGUCCGACAUGGAGAGACAGUCCCAGGAGUAUGAGAUGCUGUUGGACAUCAAGACCAGACUGGAGAUGGAGAUUGAGGAGUACAGAAGGUUGCUGGAAGGAGAAGGUGGCGGUGGAUCCGGCACUGGCAGUGGAUCCGGCACUGGCAGUGGCUCUGGCACAGCCAUUUGCUCUUCAACCACCUCCGUCACAACCUCCAUCACAAGCUCUACUCCUGCCGCUCCACCCACCCCUGUUUGCCAACAGAAAAUAGUCACCAUCAUAGAGGAGAUGGUGAAUGGAGUAGUGGUGAGCAAAUCCUCCUCAGAGACCAUCAAGGAAAAAGAUGUAAAACCAGGGGACAUGACGGCUCUCAAAGCUAAAAUACAGAAAUAAGCAUGCAAAUAUAAUUCAGUUGAAUUCCUUCAAAAUACA